Hippocampus zosterae (dwarf seahorse) is the source of this 3682-nucleotide messenger RNA. RefSeq names its product insulin-like growth factor 2 mRNA binding protein 2a (gene igf2bp2a). The record is from RefSeq and is a predicted model, not a curated record. NCBI's taxonomy places the organism in Eukaryota, Metazoa, Chordata, Actinopteri, Syngnathiformes, Syngnathidae. The coding region runs from base 252 to 2084 and encodes 610 amino acids. Gene Ontology annotation, molecular function: mRNA 3'-UTR binding. Gene Ontology annotation, cellular component: cytoplasm; cytosol; nucleus. Gene Ontology annotation, biological process: nervous system development; regulation of gene expression. The transcript has 16 exons.
UGUCGUAACUCCCAGAGUCCCCGUGAAAAAGAGUUUGGCCAGGGCCAGAGUUGCUAGAAGGGGGGGCUUGCUUUGCUUAUAGCUUUUAGUUUUUUCAAAGGGGGGUAUAACUACUGCCUGUUCCCCCUCCAUCACCACCUUUUUUAUUUUCCUUUUUUUCUCAUUUUUCGUUUUCUUUUUGCAGCCUCGCUUAAGGAUCUCUGGGAUUUAUUUCUCUAUCCACCCCCUUCCAAUCUUGCUCCUGUCAGAUCAUGAACAAACUAUAUGUUGGGAAUCUAAGUCCUUCUGUCACUGUGGAGGACUUGCAGCAGCUCUUCGGGGAAAGGAAGCUGCCCGCGGCCGAGCAGGUCCUCGUCAAAUCCGGCUAUGCCUUUGUGGACUUCCCCGACCAAAACGCGGCCGUGAAGGCUAUCGAGCUUCUCUCGGGGAAAGCAGAACUGCAUGGCAAGGUGAUAGAGGUGGACUACUCCGUUCCCAAGAAGCUUAGGAGUCGGAAGAUUCAGAUCCGGAACAUUCCCCCUCAUCUACAGUGGGAGGAUUUCGACGGUCUCCUCGCUCGAUAUGGUACUGUAGAAAACGUGGAACAAGUCAACACUGACACAGAAACAGCAGUGGUGAAUGUUACAUACGCAACCAAGGAGGAAGCUAAAGAAGCCAUUGAGAAGUUGACAGGACAGCAGUGCGACGACUUCUCCUUGAGGGUGUCGUACAUCAUGGACUUGGAUGCCGCUCCGCCCGUCCAGGCAGCCCGAGGUCGACGCGGCGGCCGCUUGUCACGGGACCAGGAAACCCCUCAGCCCGGACCUUCAGGAGGCUUUGGUGCCCCACGGCCCCGACAGCAGCAGGACUUUCCUUUGCGCAUGCUCGUGCCCACUCAGUUUGUGGGCGCCAUCAUCGGCAAGGAAGGACUCACCAUCAAGAACGUCACCAAGCAGACUCAGUCAAAAGUGGACAUCCAUCGGAAGGAGAAUGCGGGCGCAGCCGAGAAGCCAAUCACCAUCCACUCGUCUCCAGAGGGCUGCUCCUCGGCCUGCCGUAUGAUCCUGGACAUCAUGCAGAAGGAGGCCAACGAGACCAAGACGCCGGAGGAGAUUCCUCUAAAACUUCUGGCCCACAAUAGCCUGGUAGGCCGCCUCAUUGGGAAGGAGGGCCGCAACCUGAAGAAGAUCGAAGAGGAGACAGGGACCAAGAUAACCAUCUCCUCGUUACAAGAUUUAACCAUUUACAAUCCAGAGAGGACCAUCACAGUGAAGGGGGUCUUGGAAUCGCUUUGUAAAGCAGAGGCAGAAAUCAUGAAGAAACUGAGGGAGGCCUAUGAGAAUGACGUUGCUGCUAUAAAUCAACAGGCCAACCUUAUCCCAGGCUUGAACCUCAACGCUCUGGGCAUCUUCUCCUCUGGUCUGCCGGUGCUGCCCCAAGCUGCUGGACCUCGUGGGUCAGCCCCCCCUGUGGCACAAGCAGGAUACAACCCAUUCUUAAGUCACUCUUCACAUCUCAGUGGCCUGUACGGGGUUCCUCCAGCAAGUGCCAUCCCCCACCAGCACUCAGCUCCAGAACAGGAGGUUGUCUACCUCUUUAUUCCAACUCAGGCAGUGGGAGCCCUCAUCGGCAAGAAGGGUCAGCACAUCAAGCAGCUCGCCCACUUUGCUGGAGCUUCCAUCAAGAUCGCACCGGCUGACAGCCCUGAUGUCACAGAGAGAAUGGUGAUAAUUACUGGGACGCCAGAGGCUCAAUUUAAGGCCCAAGGUCGGAUAUUUGGCAAGAUGAAAGAAGAGAAUUUCUUCUCUGGGAAGGAGGAAGUAAAAUUGGAGACGCACAUUAAGGUUCCUUCUACUGCAGCCGGAAGGGUCAUCGGGAAAGGUGGCAAAACGGUGAAUGAGCUUCAGAACCUUACAAGCGCUGAGGUCAUCGUACCGCGUGACCAAACUCCAGACGAGAACGACGAAGUAUUUGUGAAGAUCAGCGGGCAUUUCUUCGCCAGUCAGACUGCACAGAGGAAGAUCCGGGAGAUCAUUCAGCAGGUCAAACAGCAGGAACACAAACACCAGCGAGGUGCCGCCACUUCACCGCAACACUCCAAGUGACCACCGGCCAUUGAAUGUAGCCCUCCCUAAAACGGACAGAGACCUCUAGUCAGACAACGGCCGCGGCCCGUGAGGGAACGCGCAGGGCAGACCAGCAGCGGCGGGAUCAAAAAAAAAAAAAAGAAAAGAAAAAGAAAAUAACCAAAGAACUUCAUCGAGGAGGGAAAGCGAGCGAGAGCCAAAGGCGGUGUGCGGGCGUUCGUGUGCACUGCCAGCCCUGCGACAGCACACACAGCGGGAUACUGAUAUUGCAAGAACAGCAAAACAACAACAACAACGACAACAAAAAGGCGGAGGAAGCGUUGCCUUCAUGAGGUAAAACAGGAAAUAGCACGUCACUCUGCACAUUGGUUCUCUUUAGUUGAAUUAACAUAUUGUAGGCCUAACACGGAUAAAGCGACCGUAUUAACGACACAAUUAAAACAAGAUGGAGAUGAACUAUCCUUAGCAGUAUUAACACAGGGUAGAUGACUUUAUUGACAUUUAUAGCAGCAAACACACUGAGCAGUUCCCCUACUUUGGAAAAAAAAGAAAAAGUACAAGCCCCAUUUGGAUAUAUGGUGAAUGUUUUUUUUUUGUAACAAGCCUCUGUAAGUGUGUGCCAAUGCUUCUCAUCAAUCUUUUUUCCCUUUUUUUAUCACUCUCUCAUCAGUCAUUUUAGGAGGAUAAAGAUAUUUGAACGUGUGGAAUUCCCCCCUGGCCACAUUUCAAUGAAGUAGAAUUUCUGUCAUUACAGUAGUUCAAUUCAAAAAGUGAAGCUUGGAUAUCAUAAAUUCAAUGAACUUUUGAGAUGGCCAAUUUCUACUUACCGGUAAUUUUUUUUGGUUUCCUUUUUAAUACAAUACAUCUUUAUUUACAGUGUAUUGUGCUUUCACAACAGCUGCUAAGUUUAGUUUCUUAAACUCGAGAUAGCUGCAAGCUAUAACCAUAAUUUUUUUUAAAACCAGUUUUACAACAUACAAGUCUCGCUUUUUGAAUUGAACUACUACAAUCAAUGAAGCUUUCACCGAUUUUCUAAUUUAUUGAGAUGCACCUGGAAUGUGCGAGGGCUAAAUAAUGACUACUUUUGUGGUCCUAUUGAUAGAUACUGUAACCACUUUUAAAGAGCAGAACAAACAAAUGGACUAAAUACUGUUAGUCCUACAUCUCCUUUUAAUGUGACGUCACUUCCGCUCUCGGUGUUCGCUAACGGAAUAAGACGUAAAUAGCGGGAUGGACAUUGGAUUACAUUUCCUUGAUUGGCUAUAAAGAGGCUCUCUAAAGUGGCCACACUCUGGUCCGCAUGCUACAAGUGAGAUGACAGUUGUUGAAAGCUUAUGUACGAGGCAUGGCUUGCUUUCCACUGUUUGAAAUAUGGAUGUUUUCGGUCCUAUUCCAUUCGUGAAUACAGGUAGCGGAAAGUGAAGCUUGUGUGACGUCACGGUGAAAAGUGUUUAUGUAUUUGAAUGUGCGCACACUCGGCCUUAAAGGGGUGUCAUGUGAGGAUGGCUGUGUGGUUUUAGCAUGGUGGCAAACGUGAAAGCAGAGGUGGCACUUGUGUGCCGCCCCUCAAUGGCACAACACGAGCGGGCUGGCGUCAACGCACUCUCAGGGUCCGG